AUGACCCACCCUGUUUCGCUAGUUGCAAAUAGCAGCGUCAAAGUUGCAUUUUACUCUACUGCACACGGAGGCGACCAUUUCACCUGCUGCCUGAGAAACUAUUUCGCUCACAAAAGAAUGAUCAUGUUCUCUGCUAAAGGAAACAAAAUCAAAACAUCUUCCCCUUCCCCUUCAUCGGCGGAGACAAUUGCCAAUAAUGAUGAUCUCUUAACCGAAAUCCUUCUCCGUCUGCCCAUCAAAUCUCUCCUUAAAUUCAAGUGCGUAUCUAAACACUGGCUGUCUCUCAUCUCGGAUCCUCUCUUCUAUCUUUGCCUUAACCCCUCCAACUCUCCUUGUGCUCUCAUGGUGCAUAAGUGGCCACGUUUGGACAACCCUGAAUUCGACUUCAUCAAGCUUGGUUCCAAUCAUUCAGUUCCUCCCUUCAAAACUCUGAAUUUUAUUAAUGACGCAUCAGUUAUCAAAAUCAUUCAGUCCUGUAAUGGAUUACUAUUGUGUAAUAGUUUUUCCAAAAAUUCACGGAAGCUAAACUAUUACGUUUACAAUCCCACUACUAAGCAAAGGAAAAUACUUCCUGCACUGAGUCAAGCUGGUAAAACUUACGGUCUUUAUUUAGCUUUUGAUCCUAGGAAGUCACCUUACUACAAAGUAAUUUGUGUACGUCAAUGCGACAUUUCACAAUCAGCAUACAGAAUACAGAUUUACUCGCCGGAAACUGGCUGCUGGAGGGUCUCAUCAACUGCGACUUUUAUUCUACCCUUGGGUAUUGGAUUCCAUGGAGGGGUUUUUUGGAAUGAUUCUAUUCACUGGUAUACUGAUGCAGGUCCUUCUAUACGUUUUGAUAUAAAUCAAGAAAAAGUCAAAAAAAUGCCAAUGCCUUCAAUGCCAGAUGGUUGUUAUCGGAGAAGGGUAGCAUAUUUUGGCGAAUCUAGAGGCCAUUUGUGCCUGGUUGAGAUUCAUAGUCGAUCCUCCACGCAAUUCAAUGUGUGUGAGAUGGAGAGAGACCACUCAGGAUGGUCAGUCAAGUACCGUGUUAAUCUUGAUGGAGUUGUAAGUGCAUUUCCUGGGAUGAUAAAAUCCUAUCUUAAUCCUUCGAUGUUGAAUUAUUAUGUUUAUCAAAUAAUGGGUAUUGAAAGGGAAGAAACCAACGAGGGCGACUAUUUGGUGUUGCAUAUACCUGCACAAAUCGUAAGGUAUAACUUGAAGGAUGGAAGUUUUAGAAAGCUUUGUGAUUUUGCUCCAAAUUAUAAGCGUGAGGAUGCCUCCAAUUUUGGAUAUUGUAAUGCCUAUGAGUACAUUCAGAGUCUUGCUUGUGUCUGA
Molecule: messenger RNA, 1317 nt
Organism: Hevea brasiliensis (rubber tree)
Lineage: Eukaryota; Viridiplantae; Streptophyta; Magnoliopsida; Malpighiales; Euphorbiaceae
Product: F-box protein At5g07610-like
Exons: 2
Coding region: 1-1317 (438 amino acids)
Molecular function (GO): protein binding
Source: RefSeq, a predicted model, not a curated record